AUGGCUCCCACUCUUGCCACAGCCCACCGGCGCCGCUGGUGGAUGGCCUGCACGGCCGUCGUGGAGAACCUCUUCUUUUCCGCCGUUCUCCUGGGCUGGGGAUCCCUCCUGAUCAUGCUCAAGUCGGAGGGCUUCUACUCCUACCUCUGCUCCCUCCCAGGUAAGAAGCCCCUUCAGAACUCGACGGGGGUGCCCGGGAACGGGACGGCAGCCCCAGAGCCGGAAGUGGCCCGCAUGAACGGCUGGCUGAUCUGCAAGGAGCAGGACGAGAUGCUGAAUCUGGCCUUCACCGUCGGCUCCUUCCUGCUGAGCGCCAUCACCUUGCCCCUGGGCAUCGUCAUGGACAAAUACGGUCCGCGCAAGCUGAGGCUGCUGGGCAGCGCCUGCUUUGCGGUCUCCUGCGUGAUGAUCGCCUACGGGGCCAGCAACCCGGACUCUCUGUCGGUGCUGAUCUUCAUCUCCCUGUCGCUGAACGGCUUCGGAGGGAUGUGCAUGACCUUCACGUCUCUCACGCUGCCCAACAUGUUCGGGGACCUGCGCUCCACCUUCAUUGCCCUCAUGAUUGGCUCUUACGCGUCCUCGGCAGUGACGUUCCCCGGGAUCAAGGUGAUCUACGACCUGGGCGCCUCCUUCAUCCUCAUCCUGCUGAUUUGGGCCGGCUGUGCGGGCCUCGUCUUCUUCAACUGCUUCUUCAACUGGCCGCUGGAGCCCUUCCCAGGCCCCGAGGACAUGGACUACACGGUGAAGAUCAAGUUCAGCUGGCUGGGCUUUGACCACAAGAUCACCGGGAAGCAGUUCUACAAGCAGGUGACCACGGUCGGCCGCCGCCUCAGUGUGGGCAGCUCCAUGAAGGGCAACAAGGAGGCCCCGGCGCUGCAGGACGGCAACAAGCUCUGCUUCUCCACGGUGGAUCUGGAGGUGAAGUGCGAGCCGGACAGCGCAGCUUCCCCAUCCUUCAUGCACAGCGUCUUCAGCCCCAUCUUGCUGCUCAGCCUGGUCACCAUGUGCGUCACGCAGCUCCGUCUCAUCUUCUACAUGGGCGCCAUGAACAACAUCCUGGAGUUCCUGGUGGAGGGCGACCUGGAGACAGUGGGUCUUUACAGCUCCGUCUUCGGAGUCUUGCAGCUGCUCUGCCUCCUGACGGCACCGGUGAUUGGCUACAUCAUGGACUGGAAGCUGAAGGAGUGCGACGACAGCCCUGAGGAGGAGGACAAUGGAGACGCCAGCCCCCCGGGUGAGAAGAAGAAGAAACCUCGGGACCGCCGGAUCCAGAAGAUCUGCAACGCCACCCGGGCUUUCGCUUUCACCAACGUGCUGCUGGUGGGCUUUGGGGUCACCUGCCUGAUCCCCAACUUGCCUUUGCAGAUCCUUUCCUUCAUCCUGCACACCAUCGUCAGAGGCUUCAUUCACUCGGCCGUCGGGGGUCUCUAUGCUGCUGUGUAUCCCUCCACGCAGUUUGGCAGCUUGACUGGGCUGCAAUCUCUCGUCAGUGCCCUCUUUGCCCUCCUGCAGCAGCCCCUUUUCCUGGCUAUGAUGGGCCCCCUGGAAGGAGACCCCCUCUGGGUCAACGUGGGGCUGCUGGGGGUGAGCAUGCUGGGCUUCUGCCUGCCCCUCUACCUCAUCUGCUACAGGCGGCACCUGGAACAGGAGAAGCAGCAGAAGGACGAAGACGCCAAGCUCUUCCUCAAGAUCAACGGCACACCCAGCGAGGAGGCCUUCGUCUAG
Molecule: messenger RNA, 1725 nt
Organism: Protobothrops mucrosquamatus (brown spotted pit viper)
Lineage: Eukaryota; Metazoa; Chordata; Lepidosauria; Squamata; Viperidae
Gene: SLC43A2
Product: solute carrier family 43 member 2
Exons: 13
Coding region: 1-1725 (574 amino acids)
Biological process (GO): transmembrane transport; neutral amino acid transport
Molecular function (GO): L-amino acid transmembrane transporter activity; neutral L-amino acid transmembrane transporter activity
Source: RefSeq, a predicted model, not a curated record